AUGGUGGCAGAAGCUACGGAAGGCGACAGGCAUACAGCAAAAACUCCCAACGGCAGCUGGCCUGGAAACCUGAAUGGAAGCCAUACGGAGGCCACUGCAGGUGCCAAUCUCACCUUCUCCUCCUACUACCAGCACUCCUCACUGGUGGCUGCCAUGUUCAUCAUGGCCUAUGUGCUCAUCUUCCUGCUCUGCAUGGUGGGCAAUGCCUUGGUCUGUUGCAUCGUCCUCAAGAACCGGCACAUGCGCACCGUCACCAACAUGUUCAUCCUCAACCUGGCUGUCAGUGACCUGCUGGUGGGUAUCUUCUGCAUGCCCACCACCCUCGUGGACAACCUCAUCACUGGGUGGCCCUUUGACAAUACCACGUGCAAGAUGAGCGGCUUGGUGCAAGGCAUGUCUGUGUCAGCCUCAGUGUUCACCCUGGUGGCCAUCGCUGUGGAAAGGUUCCGCUGCAUCGUGCACCCCUUCCGCGAGAAGCUGACCCUACAGAAGGCGUUGGCCAUCAUCGCGGUCAUCUGGGCGCUGGCCCUGCUCAUCAUGUGCCCGUCAGCCAUCACGCUGACGGUAAUGCGCGACGAGCACCACUUCAUGGUGGACGCGCACAACCGCUCGUACCCAAUGUACUUGUGCUGGGAGGCGUGGCCCGACAAGGGCAUGCGCAGGGUCUACACCACCGUGCUCUUCUCGCACAUCUACCUGGCGCCGCUGGCGCUCAUCGUGUUCAUGUACGCGCGCAUCGCCCGCAAGCUGUGCAAGGCCUCGGGCCCGGCGCGCGGCGGCGAGGUGGAGGCGGAGGGCGGGCGCGCGGCGCGGCGCAGGGUGCGCGUGGUGCACAUGCUGGUCAUGGUGGCGGUCCUCUUCACCCUCUCCUGGCUGCCGCUGUGGGCGCUGCUACUGCUUAUCGACUACGAGCAGCUCAGCGAGCCGCAGCUGCACCUGGUCACCGUCUACGCCUUCCCCUUCGCCCACUGGCUGGCCUUCUCCAACAGCAGCGCCAACCCCAUAAUCUACGGCUACUUCAACGAGAACUUCCGUCGCGGCUUCCGCGCCGCCUUACGCGCCAGCCUCUGCCCGCUGCCGUCGGGCAGCCACAAGGAGAUCUACUCGGAGCAGCCCAGCGGGCUCCUGUGCCGCCAGGUCCUGGUCGACCUGCAGCCCAGCCACUCGGGCCCGCCCUCCGAGCUCGGGCCCAGCAGCGGGGCCUCCAGGCGUGGCCGCCUCCCGCUGCGCAGUGGACGCGUGGCGCACCAUAGCUUGUCGCCUGAGGGUCCCGGAUGCUCCCACAUGCCCCUCGCCGUCCCGGCCUGGGAUAUCUGA
Molecule: messenger RNA, 1317 nt
Organism: Elephantulus edwardii (Cape elephant shrew)
Lineage: Eukaryota; Metazoa; Chordata; Mammalia; Macroscelidea; Macroscelididae
Gene: NPFFR1
Product: neuropeptide FF receptor 1
Exons: 4
Coding region: 1-1317 (438 amino acids)
Biological process (GO): G protein-coupled receptor signaling pathway
Cellular component (GO): membrane
Molecular function (GO): peptide binding; neuropeptide receptor activity
Source: RefSeq, a predicted model, not a curated record